Molecule: messenger RNA, 1845 nt
Organism: Drosophila innubila
Lineage: Eukaryota; Metazoa; Arthropoda; Insecta; Diptera; Drosophilidae
Gene: Cyp4s3
Product: probable cytochrome P450 4s3
Exons: 4
Coding region: 181-1671 (496 amino acids)
Molecular function (GO): iron ion binding; heme binding; monooxygenase activity
Source: RefSeq, a predicted model, not a curated record
CAACUAUAUUUUUGCAAUGCUUAGCAAUGAUUUAGUCGAGCUUCACGACGAGAACUGAACGGUUGAUUGACUCGCACUGUGUAAUCUACGAGUCAUAUAAUAAAAAAUAAACUGAAGAAAGCUACACACAAACACACUAAUACUGACAUUGAUAGUUGCAUUUAAUUCAAGUUGAACACGAUGAAUACGUUGGCAUUGCUUGCAUUUGCCGUGUGUGCAAUAUUUUUACGCUACUUGCCCCACAUUUUGCGGUUCAUGCAACUGCAACGUUUUAGCAAAACAUUGCCGGGUCCGAGUGUGGGUGAACUGAUUGCCAAUGUGAAAAAAGGGGAAAUUCUCAAUUGGUUGAAGGAGCUGCGUUUGCGUCAUGGUCCUGUUUUUCGCAUUUGGUUUGGCAAGGAUCUCAUGGUGUUCUUCACCAAGCCGGAGGACAUUAAGCAGCUGUUGAGCAACAAUGCAUUGCUCUACAAAUCGAGAAACUAUGAGCUGGUGGAGCCCUGGCUGGGCAAGGGUCUGCUCACAAAUGGCGGCGAGUCCUGGCAUCGCAGACGUAAGCUGCUGACACCUGGAUUCCAUUUUCGCAUACUCGGUGAGUUCAAGGAGCCGAUGGAGGAGAAUUGCCGCAUAUUGGUCAACCGUUUAAAGGAGCAUGCGGAUGGCAAACCCUUUGACAUAUAUCCCUAUAUCACACUCUUUGCCCUGGACGCCAUUUGUGAGACGGCGAUGGGCAUCAAGAAGCACGCUCAAAUGCAGAGCGACUCGGAGUAUGUGCGGGCCGUGCAGACGAUUUGCCGCAUUCUGCACAAGCAGAGCUUCUCCUUCUGGCAGCGUUUCAACGUGCUCUUCAAUCUCUCCGAGGCGGGUCGUGUUCGCAACGCGGCGUUGCAAGUGUUGCACGAGGAAACCUAUCGGGUGAUCAACAUGCGACGCAAGCAGCUGCAGCAGGCGCAGGCAGAGCAGCUGGCAGAGCAGAAGGAUCAGCAGCAGGAUAAUGAUGUCGGUGGCAAGCGUCGUCUGGCCUUUUUGGACAUGUUGCUGCUGUCCCAGAUGGAGGGUGGCUCCGAUUUGAGCGAUGUCGAUAUACGCGAGGAGGUGGACACAUUUAUGUUCGAGGGUCAUGACACAACCAGUUCGGCAAUUGCAUUUGCCAUCAGUUUGCUAUCGAAGCAUGCCGAGGUGCAGCAGCGUGUCUACGAGGAGGCCAUCGAGCUGGAGGGCAGGGAAAAGGAAUCGAUGCCAUAUCUGGAGGCAGUGAUCAAGGAAACACUGCGUCUCUAUCCAUCCGUGCCAUUCUUCUCACGCAAAGUGGCCGAAGAUUUAAAUGUGGGCAAACUGACAAUACCGAAAGGUGCCGCCGUCAGUUGUCUCAUCUAUAUGCUGCAUCGUGAUCCCGAUAGUUUUCCCGAUCCCGAACGCUUUGAUCCCGAUCGUUUCUAUCUCAACGAACAGCAAUUGCAUCCAUUUGCAUUUGCCGCUUUCAGUGCCGGACCCAGAAAUUGCAUUGGUCAAAAGUUUGCCAUGUUGGAGCUGAAGAGUUCAUUGUCCAUGUUGUUGCGCCAUUAUCAGUUCCUGCCAGUUGCGGGUCAUCAGCCCAAUCCCCUCGCCGAGCUGGUCAUGAAGAGCGGCAAUGGCGUUCGAGUCUGCAUUAAGCCACGCUCCACAGCCAACUAAUCUACCCUCUUCUCCACUCACUCCUCGAAUCUUUGGCAGCAGCGGACAAAUCAUAGAUCAUUUAUCUACCAUAACUCAUUAUAAUUAUAAUAUAAUUAUUUUUUUUUUAUAAAUAAUUUUUGUACGCUAAGUAAGCUAAAUAAACCAAUUAUAAAAUCUAUUUCGACUACUAAA